ACCGAGUUCAUCCCCAUUCCCACAGGUUGCUGCUGUUCAUCGGCACAGGUCGCAGCGUGUCCGUCAUUCGUGUGCGAAUAGUCCGACGGCAUCGAAGUAGGUUUUGCGCGCGGUUUUGGGUCUACGGCACGGGUGCCAUUUACUACAGCAGUGCAGUGUGGCCAAAGCUUCUCCAGCAUCUGACCGUUUGCGGGUGUUUGGACGUGUGUUUUGUGCUGCAAGAGAGCGUUCUGUGCCGUCGCUUUAACUCAACCCGUGUUCGUGUUCGGAUACUAUCAAGUUCUGUGUAAAAGUGAAACAGGAAGGUUUGUGAAGGUGCUACGAAUGCUACGAAGCGCCGUUUUGUGACGUCAAACAGUGGACGAACGUUUCCGGUCGAUAGAGGAUUGUUUGCUUCGUUGCUCCGGUUGGUUUCGUGUUCGUCCUCUUCCUAUCCAAUCGCUCCCGAAAAAAAUGUGUUGAAGUUCUUGUUGAAGUUGCCCCCCCGCCGUCCUCAAUCCUGCCGUUGAGUGCGCUGAGUGCUAUUUCAAGUUAAUCCGCAGUUUGAGCCACGCCACGAGUGUGCUGGAUUACGAGAUGUAGCUGGAGGUGUGUCUCAGUUUCGGUUGAUCCCCAGGGUCAGCCAGCAGCAGCAGCAGCAGCAAGGAAUGUAAAUAAUUCGUAAGCGAGGAAAAGAAUCAGCGGGCAGCAGCAGAUUGCGCACAGCGGCCGAAGAAGUGCUCAGGAAGGCGAACGACUAGACCUCGAAGCUGCUGCUGUACAUUGUGUAUGUUUGUGUGUGUGUGACUGCUUCAUCGAUCGUCCCAGUCCAUCUGCCCGGGGUGAGCAAAAUCGAUACCGCUGCGAUAUCAUCCUACACGUUUCCUGGGCUGCUCCGGCGGCGACUUCCUUCCUUUGGUACCUUUGUACCAUCAUGAAAUGCUGACUUCUUUUAUUGCCGGCAACUGCUGCCGCCUUUGCCGCUGCUACAAUGGAAGCCGAGUUGUCCAACCAUCGCUAGGCGGAAGAGCAACAUAGUGCACCAUACACACACACACACAAACCGCUAUCCCAAAGGACGGCGCAAUGCUGCAACCUGUACCGUCGCCGUGCACCAUCUACCGACGCCUGCAAAUGUCUGUCAGCAUUUUAUCGCGCCGGCAUCAGCACCUGAAGCAACAGCACCGGCACGACGGUGCACGCCUCAGUUAAUACCGUCUCCAGCAACGUGAACGUCGCGUGAAGGACACCAGGCCGGACCCGGCGGUAAGGCUGCGAAGAACGAGACGCCCUGUGCACCCUUGCGUCAUCUGCGGGAGAGGCCGGCACGCUUUAAAAGGCUAUCCAUCCAAAGCGAAGAAGUGCACGGCGCAACGAUGUUGAAGGAACGGGACGACCAAGAUCAGGAGAUAUGCAAAGCACCGUCACCAUCGUCGACGGAGGACAGAAAGCUACACGAUGCGUCCGAUGCGGAUCCGGUUGGCUCCCAACGGGUGUACAAGAAAACUUCCUCCAACCAACUGCUGACGCUGUACCUGGGCAGCCGGGAGCUGGUGGCGCGCAAGGGCGUCAUCGAGCCGCUCAAGGGCGUGCUCUACAUCGAUUCGAAAAUCAUCAACGAGGCUAAAAUUUACGGCCAGCUAACGCUAACGUUCCGGUACGGACGGGAGGAUGAGGAAGUAAUGGGACUAAAGUUCUGCAAUGAAGCCGUUAUUGCGCUGCAGCAGUUUUGGCCACGACCGGUAACCGCCGAAACGGAUUCGUUAACACCCCUGCAGGAAGCGCUGCUCGAGCGGCUGGGGAAGAAUGCGAUUCCCUUCGCGCUGGAAAUUGGCACGCUGGCCCCACCGAGCGUACAGCUUUUGCCGGCCAAGCGGUACACCGGCGCACCGAUCGGGACCAGCUACGACGUUCGCGUCUACACAGCAGCCGAAGCAUCCGGUGACGAACGUGUCCAGCGGAGAUCAACUGUGAGAUUAGGUAUAAGAUUAAUCCAUAAGAUCUGCCUUGAUAGUACCAAAGCGCCGGCCGCACUCGAGACGGCCACCGUCAACAACUCGUACGGCGGCGAUGCGUCCGGCGGGCCGGCCGGCCCGAAAAGCCCGCCGGCGCUCAUCCCCCAGGCCUCGAUCGGGGCGGACACGAGCGCGCAAAGUGCGACCACCAUCCCCCGGGCGCUCCGGUUGCGCCUGUCGCCGAAAUCGCUCAAGCUGUCCUCGCUCCACCGGCACAGCAGCAGCGUGGACAGCACGAACGGGGGCAUCAAGUCGUACGGCGAUCAUGCCAUCAUCGAGCUGACCGAGACGAACAAGGGUCCGCAAGUGUCCGUCGAUAAGCCGUUCCUGUGGGCGGACGGACGCGUUAACCUGAAAGCAUCACUCAACAAGGCUGCCUACGUGCACGGUGAAAACGUUACCGUCACGCUCGACAUCAAGAACGACAGCAGGAAAAUUGUGCGGAAAAUUCGGCUGGUCGCAGUACAGCACGUCGACGUGUGCAUGUUCAGCAAUGGCAAGUUCAAAAACAUCGUCGCCGAGGUGGACGUCAGCAAACACAUCGGGCCGGGCGAUACGCUUCACGCGUCCUACUCGCUGCUUCCGGUUCGUGGCACCACCAAAAACUGGAUCGCUGUGGAAGGUGCCUUAUUCAGCAGCAACAGUGCCGACCCGAGCUCCUCCGCCUACAACUCCAAGCUGGCGACGAGUGCGCCACGCGGCAUGCUGUCCGCGCCCGCCACCAGCGCCGAGGAGAAGAACGUGUUCGCCAUCUACGUCUCGUACUACGUCAAGGUGAAGCUAAUACUCAGCAGCAUGGGCGGCGAGGUAUCGCUCAAGCUGCCGUUCGUGCUCGGCAACGUGGAGCUGAGCAGCGCGGACGCAUCGAAACCGCCCGACACGCUCAGCGGGCUCAAGCGGCUGCGCGAGCUGCGCCGCAAGUCGUCCGCCAUCGCGACGAACGGCGGCGUUGGCGGCAGUCUCGACUUUACGCCCUGCCGGUCACCGCUCUCGAAGGAGCUGAGCCUGCGGGACGUGGACGAACCGCCGCUGGAGGUGGACGAGGGCGGCGCGGCCAGGGUGCGAAACCUCAACCAGCACAACUCUCAACUCUCGCCCGGCAGUCGGCGGACUGUGUCGCCGACGAUCGCAGCCGAUCGCGCGACUGCCGGCGGCGGCGAGCAGGAGCAGCAGGCCACCAUCAACAGCCGCCGGGAGCUGUUCAAGAACUCCAAGUUCAACGACAACCUGAACAGUACAAUCGACAUCAUCACCGAGGACUUCCAGACGAUCACGGCCAACAUCUCCAGCCUGAUCGCCAAGUCGGACUCGAGCAAAUCGAACCUGAACGAGGCGGGCGUGUCCUGCUGCAACCAGGAGAUAAGCGUCGAGGCCCAGAUCCACUGUCCCCAGUCGGUGGGUCCGGAGCAGGCGCCGGAAGACCCCGGGCCGGGGGGUAGCACGCCGCAACGCUCGCCCCAGCGGGAAGAACAUUGAUAGCGAAGGGCAGUGCCCGCGCCCAGCAGCAGCAGUACGCUCUACUCGUGCACGGUUUACGUGCUUUUCGUCGGUGUGUUGUUUCACUGUGUACGUGUAAGUGUUCGAAGGAGCGGAAGCAGCACACAAGAAGCUGCUGCAGUUUUCUAAUACAAAUCGAAAUGUGACACAAACGCGUACUUCGCAACAACAGCCCAAAAGUCCCCGUUAGCCAGAGGCGUUGUACUGAACUGUAGGCUGACAGUGGAAUUGUACUGUGUUUUUAAGAUAAAUGUAGACUAGAGCGAAGAUGGCAGGGGUAGAGGGUAGAGAAAUACAGCAGGGAAGACAGCAGAACCUCCUUGCGCCAACCCGUUCCGCUAGACUGCCUUCGCCAAAGCAAUCAGUCAAACACGGCCAAGCACCGAACGGAACCGUUCCCGGCUUGUAACUUUCGCAACGUUUGUCAGGGUUUGUAGGGCGCUGUAGUAGCUUUAACAGUUUACAAUCACGGCACGCGACAAGACGUGCCCUCCUCGGUACAACACUAUACACACAUCCUUUACAGUAGUGGUAGCAGAGAGAUCGAAGCACGUGCCCCUAGUCACACUUGUCUCCGGAGGCUAAAACGUCAAACCGUCAAUCAAACCCGCCAAAAAGUAACAAAAAAAAAAAAAACCUGUAACAGUCAUCAUCCUGUGUGCCUACAAUUUUGAACUGACUCUCGGGAGAAAGUACCGCACGUGCACUCCCACAACGAGGAGGCAAAGAAAGUGAAAGUAUCUUUCCCACCACCUCCCCGCUACCUAACACACAACACGUACAAAUAUUGCUCAUAUUGGAUCAGGCCACCUUCCCCCGGGUUCCCCGAAUCCCGGCAGCUACCGCCGCAACACGCACCAAAUCUGUGAGUUCUAUGAACUUUUUAACCAACUUUUGCAUGCGUCUGGAACAAUACCGGAGGGGGUUUUGGGAUGUUGAGAAGAAACGUCCCGCAGAGGAAAAUGAAGCGAUAUUGCGACAAGACAAGUCGGCAGAAUGCUCUCAAAACAGUUUCUUCUGUUUUCCCCCAUUUGGGGUUGGCGGAUGUUCCCGGUGAAGGAUCUUUACAUAUUUAUAUAAGCCCACUACUGUGUGUCACUGAUACAUAUCGAUGCAUAAUAUAGAGAGAAAAUAGAAAAUAAUGUACUUCAGGCAAAACGGCAAUGAUGGACAGAACGCUUGAUUGAGGAUUUUUUUUAUAGUCUUUCAAAGUUCUUCGCGAUCGCUUUCAACAUUUAAUUAAAUUAUUUUCUAUCAUUCUUUCGUUGUUCAGCAAAAACGAGCUGAUUGCUAUUGCUAAUGAAAUUAUUCCUUUAUUUAACUCGGUUCGGUUUAAUUCACUAUCGAUUGCCAAUAAUGGAACGUCCUGUGCACAAAAGAGCCUCUUGUAACUCAAUUGAAUGUUGGUACAUGUAAUAAGUAGUAAGAGCAUUAUAUGAAACACUAAACAACUAAAACGAGAUAUAUGAAGCAGCAACACCGAGGACUGUAUUGUCUGAUAAGUAGUAAAUACUAAACAGUAAUUUGAUAAGCGGCAAAACCAGGGCACGCUAGACAAGUUUAGGCAAUUAUAAACACGGAUGAAAGUAAGUAACUGUGAACGGAUGACUAAAUAGGAAUUAGCAGUAGCGCUAGUAGUAGCAUUUAGCAGUAGUAGCAGUGGCGCAUGGGAGAUUGGUUAUGUUACACUUGUUGCUUUAUUUAUGCCAUUCCAGGUGUGUGUGUCCUGCACAUGCAUAGGACACAACCCAAGUUGGGACAAGCGGGCAAACUCUUCCACAAAGCUGGGGAAGUUCCUUAGAUCGUGCGUGCAUCAUUGCGCAUUACGGUAAGACAUUGUAAGCAAAGCAGAUUCCUGUGCUUAACUCCUUAAGACCAUACCCUCCCCCUAAAAAAACCGGAAUAGAAACAGAAAAAAACAUGUCGCAGAUGCUGUGCGUCUUGCGUUAGUAUUUAGUGUGCAGCGUGCGGGAAAAGGGUAGAAGAAGGUAACCUUCGCUGUACGUUGCUAUAUAUAUAUACGAUGCUCUAGACUAUUGUUCGGGUGUAUACUAAUAGAUAUUGUGACACUAUCAUUAAAUGUAGACAAGCAAGUGUAGUGAGGAAAUACAUUACGACCGGUUUGGAGGGGAAGAAAAAAUGGUGGAGAAGAGGGGGAAAUAAUGCACCAAACCAGACGCAACUGCAGUGCAAUCAGUGGGCUGGACUUUCAAGCAUUUCCUCACUUCUCCCCAAUGCCGUUUGUAUGUGUGUGUGUGUAUGUGUGUGGCUGCAGUGUGUACUAAAAGUGGCAUAAAAGAGUUAUUUAACACGAACGAGUAAAUAAAUCGAUGUUUUGUAUGAAAAACUAA
Molecule: messenger RNA, 5842 nt
Organism: Anopheles gambiae (African malaria mosquito)
Lineage: Eukaryota; Metazoa; Arthropoda; Insecta; Diptera; Culicidae
Product: arrestin homolog
Exons: 10
Coding region: 1356-3470 (704 amino acids)
Biological process (GO): signal transduction; G protein-coupled receptor internalization
Cellular component (GO): cytoplasm
Molecular function (GO): G protein-coupled receptor binding
Source: RefSeq, a predicted model, not a curated record